Molecule: messenger RNA, 1777 nt
Organism: Paramisgurnus dabryanus
Lineage: Eukaryota; Metazoa; Chordata; Actinopteri; Cypriniformes; Cobitidae
Biological process (GO): regulation of transcription by RNA polymerase II
Molecular function (GO): DNA-binding transcription factor activity; RNA polymerase II cis-regulatory region sequence-specific DNA binding
Source: RefSeq, a predicted model, not a curated record
CUCACUAAAGAAAGAAAGAAAGAAAGAGCGCGCGUGUGAUGUGUUUGUGUAUCCUCAGUGUUUUUCUCUCUUGCGUGUUUCGUCGAGUUUUAAUAGAGUCUUGUUUCUGUGUACCGUAUUUUGGACUGUUAUACUUAGUCAAAGCUCACAGACACUCAGGACACUACAGUGUGUGACAGUAAACAGAGCUUACAGGAGGAUCAAACCUCCACAGAGUCUCUGGAUUCUGUCUGUAACGCUGGAGAACAGCAGCAGAUCCUGCAGACCAAACUGAAGAUUUGUUCAGUUAAACUCAUCGAAUUCACGAACCUGGUGAUGAAGAUUAAAACUGAACCCACGGAAAUCAAAACUGAACCCACGGAAAUCAAAACUGAACCCACGGAAAUCAAAACUGACCCCACGGAAAUCAAAACUGAACCCACGGAAAUCAAAACUGAAACCACAGAUCGCAUUGAUGAUGAUGAUUUUAGUCCAUCAGAUGUGAAGAGUGAUUCAUGUUUGGAUAUAGAAAUAACGUCCUCAACAUCAAAAGAGCGACUGACAGCACAAACUCUUUCCUGCAUCACCUGUGGAAAGACAUUCAGCUCACAGAGACAUUUAGAGAGACAUGAAAGAAAACACACAGAACAGAAACUCUUCACCAGAUCUGAGAUCAGCUUUACUACCUUACAAGAGAAGAAACUUCAUUCAGAAGACCACAGAGAGCAGAAGAAGCAGUUUCACUGUGAGCAGUGUGGGAAGAUUUGUGUCUCUUCCUUUAAUCUAAAUCUUCACAUGAGGACACACAGUGAUGAAAAGACUUUCAACUGCACUGAAUGUGGAAAUUACUUCAAAACCAAACAAAAUCUUAAAGUCCAUCAGAGACUUCAUUCUGGAGAGAAACCUUAUCACUGUAGUGUCUGUGGGAAGAGUUUUAGUCAAUGGGGUUCAUUACGAAAUCACAAGAGAAUUCAUACAGGUGAAAAACCUUUCAAAUGCUCUCAGUGUGACAAGACGUUUGCUCAGUCAAGUUCCUUAAAAUACCAUCAGAGAGUUCAUACAGGAGAGAAACCUUUCGUUUGCGCUCAAUGUGGAAAGAACUUCACUAUUUCAUCUCAAUUAAUAGUCCAUCAGAGAGUUCAUACUGGAGAGAAACCUCAUCACUGUAUAGUCUGUGGGAAGAGUUAUAGUCAAUGGGCUUCAUUACGAAAUCACAAGAGACUUCAUACAGGUGAAAAACCUUUCAAAUGCUCUCAGUGUGACAAGACGUUUACUCAGUCAGGUCACUUGAAAGGCCAUCAGAGAGUUCACACUGGAAAGAAACCUUAACACUGUAGCGGUACAUUCACACUGGGCGAAAUCGUUACCGCUUGACGGCAACGUCUGUAGCGUGGCCAACGGCCAAUCACAGUGGCCGCAACACGUGCUCCGGUCUUCCAUAAAUGUAAUUGGCUGGCUCUGCCUAGGUUAUUUGCAUAAGGCGAUCUGAUUGGCUGACGCAUGCGUUGCUGCUUGAAAUAUUGAGAAUUGUUCAACUUCUGCCGUGAGCAACAGCACUGGAGCGGCGCCGACGGUUCCACAAGUCAGUUCAGCAACGCAUGACAUCACCCAUUAAUGAAUGGGAAGCAUUAACGCUUACGCACCGUGUGAAUGUACCGUAAUGUUUGUGGGAAAAGUUAAUCAACAGUCAAACUUUAUAAAGCAUCCACGACCUUAAUAAGGUUAUGACAUCACAAACUUGUAUAAAGUUUUAAAUUUUGUUAAAAAAAACAAUAAAUUAAAUAAUAAACCAACAAUU